This is a messenger RNA of Labrus mixtus (cuckoo wrasse), 2099 nucleotides long. RefSeq names its product N-acetyllactosaminide beta-1,3-N-acetylglucosaminyltransferase 2. Gene Ontology annotation, molecular function: hexosyltransferase activity. The coding region runs from base 439 to 1836 and encodes 465 amino acids. The transcript has 2 exons. Gene Ontology annotation, cellular component: membrane. The record is from RefSeq and is a predicted model, not a curated record. NCBI's taxonomy places the organism in Eukaryota, Metazoa, Chordata, Actinopteri, Labriformes, Labridae.
CCAGGGCUUAUUUGUGUUAACCAGCUGCCAAACCUGUUCCACACUAGUUUCACUUGGCUGUUGAUUUCAGGCUGACAGAUGGGUGUAUUGCCUGACAACGUUUUUGAAAAGUUUGUUCUGUGACAUAAACAACGUUAUAUGUCAGGUUCUGACUUGUUCUGAUGGCAUAAGGAGGAGGGGAUAGAAAUCAGUGAUCCAUAGACAUCUUUCUCCUGUAGAUUAUAUAGUUCAUCCAGGUCCGUUACUGAUCCCAUGUUCCCUCAUCAUUAAAGAAACCAAAAAACAUGUCUUUCCAGUUUGCUGUCUGUCCUCAGUGGGUGUAGGCCUACUCCUUGUGGGCAAACCUGACUCCUUUCAAAAUAAACUGCUCGGGGAGACUUUGUAACAUUGUUGACAAAAUCUCCAGGGAAUACAGCAGACUUUUCAGAGAACAGCUUGAUGGCGCGGCGCUACUAUUGCCUGCGUAAAGUGAUCGUCUGUGUGUGCACCCCAUGCAUCUUGCUGGUCCUGCUAUUCUUCUACAUAACUAUCAUGGUCUGUUUGUCCAUGAAUAACACAGCAACCCCAGGGAUGGUGGGUAAAAGCAGGGCUCACUUUGUGGCCUCAGGAACUUAUAGAAACAAGAGCUUUUCCCCAUUCCCUAAAACUUUCUGGGAGCUCCACUGGCAAGGCGAUGCCUACUGGAACCGGCUCCAGCUGGCGAUAGACCGCAAUUUCAACCCCAUCCUGCGCCCCAACAACAAUGUGAAGAGGCGAUUUCAAAACAGUAAGUUUCACGAGUCCCUGCUGUGGAAAAGUUUCUCUGAAGUUAGCGAUUUGGACAGCAAAAGUGGAGAGUUUCAAAAGCUGCCGCAGCAGAUGCAGGACUUUGUGAGCCACAUGCAAAGGAGGGACUAUCCAACCCUCAACCAGCCAGACGGAGUGUGUGGAGCCGGGGCAAAGGGCGAGAAGGAGCCACCUCUGCUUCUACUGGCCAUCAAGUCAACUGAGUUCAAUUUUAAAAACCGGCAGGCCAUUAGACAAACCUGGGGCCAGGUUGGAUGGAUAGCAGGAGGGAAGAGGAACAGUAGUGAGGGAGAAGAAAGUGGAGGGUACGUUCGUAGGGUGUUUCUGAUAGGCAAAGAAGACCCUGAAGAGCUAGGUGUGGAUACAACAGAGUUACUAAAGCUGGAGAGUGAACAUUAUGGAGACAUUCUGCAGUGGGACUUCAAGGACACGUUUUUUAACCUCACCCUGAAGGAUGUGCUCUUCUGGAGCUGGUUCACACAAUUCUGUAACCAGACCCGAUUUGUCUUUAAGGGGGACGACGAUGUCUUUGUCAACUCUCUGAAUAUGAUAGCCUUCCUCCAGGACCAGCUCGAUAUGCCACAAGCACACAAGACCUUACAAGACUUCAUGGUUGGAGAUGUCAUAGGGGCAGCCUUACCCAGCAGAGUCAACAAGUCCAAGUACUUUAUUCCUGACAGCUUCUACAGGGGCCUGUAUCCUAUGUAUGCAGGCGGUGGAGGAGUGCUUUACUCAGGACUGCUGGUCAAACGCCUGCACAGCAUCUCUAAAACGGUUCACAUGUUCCCCAUUGACGAUGUUUAUGUUGGGAUGUGUAUGUAUCGGCUUAACACUCACCCUGUUCACCACCCAGCCUUCCUCACGUUUGACUUCCCUGCAAAGGAAGAGGAGGCGGUGUGUUCUUACCACAGAAUCCUACUGGUUCACAAACGAAGCCCCGACCAGGUGGUCAGACUUUGGGCUGAUGUGAAACAGACACAGAGACAGUGUUGGGACGUGCCCCUCAGAGAUGGAAACAAGAAAAAAAGAAAAGAAAAGAAAAAACACUGAGUGCAACUUCACAGUGAUCUCUUUUUGCAAGCCAUGUGUUCUGAAGGAAUGAAGCCAUAACUGGCCCAAAGCAAACACUUUUUGCGGGCAGCUGUAGUAUUAUGAAAUGGCAUCCAUAUUCAGACGACGUGUGCGCCCUGGAGGCCGGGCGUUAAAAAUGCUUUACCAAUAUUUAUUCAUGAUUUUGAAACUUUUUUGUUGCACAUUUCAGUCACUUUUUUUACAGAUUAGACAUUCUUCCAUUAAGCAUCUUUUUUAUACUG